Styela clava is the source of this 2853-nucleotide messenger RNA. Lineage: Eukaryota; Metazoa; Chordata; Ascidiacea; Stolidobranchia; Styelidae. The record is from RefSeq and is a predicted model, not a curated record.
AUGUACAAAUAUGGUAUAACUGCAGAUAUAGAAGCUAUGUUCUUACAAGCUCGUGUAACGCCUGGGGAUGUUGAUGCAUUGAGAUUCCUAUUUUGGCCUGAUGGAGAUUUGACAAAAACUCCUGUCGAUCAUCAGAUGUUAGUGCAUUGUUUUGGAAAUACAUCAAGUCCAUUUUGUGCAAAUUACUGUUUAAGGAGAACUGCAGAGGAUUUUGGAAAGGACUUCCCAUCGGAUAUAAGUGACAAUAUCAAAGAUAAUUCAUAUAUAGAUGACUUCCUACUUGGAGCAGAUAGUAUAUCUGAAGGGAAGAGAAUUGUCAAGCAAACCUCAGAACUUACUGAAUGUGGAGGUUUUCAUUUAAACAAAUGGAGGAGUAAUUCAGAAGAAAUUAUUUCUUGUGUUCCAGAAAAGGAUAGAGCACAAAUUCAAGCAAACGUAAAUUUAGACCCAAAUCGUGUUGAACGAGUUUUGGGAGUUGUGUGGUUCGUGAUAGAAGAUUGCUUUGGAUUUAAUACAAAGCUGAAGACAAAACCUGCUACGAAAAGAGGAGUUCUAGCAAUUCUUAGUUCCGUAUUUGAUCCCAUGGGUAUUGUAUCACCUGUGAUAUUGCAAGCAAGACUUAUAUUCCAAGAGUUAUGUCGUCAACAAUUGGGAUGGGAUGAAACUAUCGGAGAAAAUGAACAAAUAGCAUGGGAAAGCUGGACUAAAGCAAUUCCAGAAUUAUCAGAAGUCAAAUUACCAAGAUACAUUAAACCGAAUUCAUUUGGGGUAAUUGUUUCACAAGAAUUACAUCAUUUUGGCGAUGCAUCACAAGUUGCCUAUGGAUCAGCUUCAUAUUUGAGGUUAUCAGAUGAAAACGGUCGAAUACACUGUUCAUUUUUACUUGGAAAAUCAAGAUUGUGUCCUAUCAAGACAAUAUGUUCACUUCCACGGCUGGAAAUUACAGCUGCUGCGCUUUGUGUGCGAGUGGAUAUGUUUUUAAGACGUCAAUUAAAAUUUGAGAAGAAUGUUAAGUCUAUAUUCUGGAGUGAUAGCACAGCUACUAUCCAAUCAAUUUACAAUUCGUCGAAAAGAUUUCCUACUUUCAUAUCUAACCGAUUAGCAAAAAUUGAAGAAGGUUCAGAGCCACAUCAAUGGCGUUAUGUUCCAAGUGAAUUGAACCCAGCGGAUUAUGCAUCCCGUGGAAUGACAGCAAAGAAAUUGAUUGCAAAGAAAUCAUGGUUACAAGGACCAGAAUUUCUCUACCAGAAUGAAGAGAACUGGCCACAAAUGCCAGUUAAAUUACCAGAUUUACCAUUGGAAUUUAUUCUGAAGAAGCCAGUUAACGUUCUAGUGAAUCUAGUGACAGAGAAUGAACCAUUGGACAAGUUCAUCAACUAUUAUUCUUCAUGGUAUAAGUUGAAGAAAGCUACAGCAUGGAUUAUCAGAUUCAAAAUUUAUUUACAAGCUAAACCAACUGUUCAAAAGGGUGAAUUGCAAACAGAAGAGUUGAGAAGAUCCGAAAAUGAGCUGAUAAAGUAUUUACAAAAUAGUGAGUUGAAUAACGUUAUUGCAAAGUUACAAAAUUCUGAUGUACAAGGGAAAAGUGUGCUUAGAAAUUUGAAAAUUGCAACUUCAAUGCAAAAGUUGAAUCCUGUUUUAAUUAAUGGAAUAUUGAGAGUGGGUGGAAGAUUGCAAAACGCACCCAUAGAAUUUGAUUUGAAACAUCCAAUAAUACUGCCAAGUAACCAUCAUAUCACACAGUUGAUUGUCAGAGAAUACCAUAAAAGUUCACAUCAUUGUGGAGCAAGUCAUACAUGGAAUUUGCUGAGACAGAAGUUCUGGAUUAUCAAUGGAGCUGUUGUUGUAAAGCGAAAUAUUCGUAAUUGCAUAUUUUGCAAAAAGAGAAAUGCUUCGAUGGGUAAGCAAUUUAUGGCUGACCUACCUAAAGAGCGUGUGACACCAGAUCAACCACCAUUCACAUGUGUUGGAGUUGACAACUUCGGACCGUUGUUGGUGAAGCAAGGAAGAAGUUCUGUGAAGAGAUGGGGCUUGAUAAUAACCUGUGCAACAACUAGAGCAGUGCAUUUGGAAAUUGUGCAUAGUAUGGAUGUCAAUUCAUUUAUUAAUGGAUUAAGAAGAUUCAUUGCCAGAAGAGGCAAGAUGUCAACCAUUAUAUGUGAUAAUGGGAGCAAUUUUACAGCUGGAAAUAAAGUGUUGAAGAAAGAAAUUCAAAUUUGGAAUUCCAGCAAAAUGGGAGAAUUUUGCAGACAAAGUGAUAUCAUAUUCAAGUUCAAUCCUCCCACAGCUUCACACUUUGGAGGUUUCUAUGAAAGACUCAUCAGAUCAGCAAGAAAGAUAUUGACUGCAUUAUUGCAUGAUCAAUUGGUUACUGAUGAAGCGUUGUCUACUAUAUUUUGUGAAGUUGAAAGUCAAUUGAAUUCAAGACCACUUACACCUAUUAGUAUGGAUCCUUUCGAUGAAGAACCACUUUCACCAAAUCAUUUAUUGUUGCUGAAGCAUAAAGCAAAUUUACCACCAGGAAUAUUUGACAAGAAAGAUUGUUAUGCAAGAAGAAGAUGGCGUCAAAUACAAUAUUUGGCUGACCAAUUCUGGAUAAGAUGGUCCAGAGAAGUACUUGUCAAUCUACAAGCUCGACAUAAAUGGUUGAAGAAGGAAGACAAUUUCAAAGUCAAUGAUCUUGUGUUACUGGUUGACAACACAAUACCAAGAGGGAAGUGGUUGACUGGCAGAAUUAUGGAAGUUAUACCAGACAAAUUUGGAGCUGUCAGACAAGUGACUGUCAAAACUUCUCAUGGGUUUUUAAGAAGACCAAUAGCAAAACUUUGUAUGAUUCAGAGAGCUGAUGAGUAA